Molecule: messenger RNA, 2085 nt
Organism: Parathielavia appendiculata
Lineage: Eukaryota; Fungi; Ascomycota; Sordariomycetes; Sordariales; Chaetomiaceae
Exons: 2
Coding region: 1-2085 (694 amino acids)
Cellular component (GO): cytosol
Molecular function (GO): NADPH-hemoprotein reductase activity; FMN binding; flavin adenine dinucleotide binding
Source: RefSeq, a predicted model, not a curated record
AUGGCUGGAGUCGAUGUCACGGACUUUAUUGUCCUUGCCGCCAUCCUCAUUGGGACGGUGGCCUACUUCACCAAGGGCAAGUUAUGGGCCGUCAAGAAGGACACCUACAGUGCGAGCCAGCUCGCCGCCGCCAAUUACCUCAGAAAACCGGGUAAGACGCGGAAUAUCAUUGAGAAGAUGGAGGAGUCGGGCAAAAACUGCAUCAUCUUCUUCGGGUCGCAGACUGGGACCGCUGAGGACUAUGCGUCGAGACUUGCAAAGGAGGGCAAGAGCCGUUUUGGCCUCGAGACCAUGGUCGCUGAUCUUGAGGACUACGACUACGACAACCUCGAUGCCAUCCCCAGCGACAAGGUCGUCAUGUUUGUUCUCGCGACCUACGGCGAAGGCGAACCGACCGACAACGCAGUCGAGUUCUACGAGUUCAUCACCUCCGAGAGCCCGUCCUUCAGUUUCGACAACGACCCUCCCCUCGGUAACCUGAACUAUGUCGCAUUCGGUUUGGGCAACAACACGUACGAGCACUACAACUCGAUGGUUCGCAACGUCAACAAGGCGCUGGAGAAGCUCGGCGCUCACCGCAUCGGGGAAGCUGGCGAAGGCGACGACGGCGCUGGUACCAUGGAAGAAGACUUUUUGGCUUGGAAAGAUCCCAUGUGGAGAGCUCUAGCCGAGAAGAUGGGCCUGGAGGAGCGCGAGGCUGUGUACGAGCCCAUCUUUGGAAUCGUCGAGAAGGAGGACCUCACUCCCGACUCGCCCGAGGUCUACCUUGGGGAGCCCAAUAAGAUGCACCUCAACGGCACGGCCAAGGGCCCCUUCAACGCGCACAACCCUUACAUUGCUCCCAUUCGUCAGUCCUACGAACUUUUCAAAGUCAAGGACCGCAACUGCCUGCACAUGGACAUCGAUAUCAGUGGCGCCAAUCUCAGCUAUCAGACCGGUGAUCACGUCGCGGUUUGGCCCACCAACGCCGGCGAAGAGGUCGACCGCUUUUUGGAUAUCUUUGGCCUCACCAGCAAGCGCCACAAUGUCAUCAGCGUCAAGGCCCUGGAGCCCACUGCCAAGGUGCCUUUCCCGACCCCAACCACGUUCGACGCCAUCGUUCGCUACCACAUGGAGAUCUGCGCGCCCGUCUCCCGCCAGUUCAUCGCUACUCUUGCUGCGUUUGCGCCUGACGACUUGGCAAAGGCCGAAAUGACCAAACUUGGUAACGACAAGGAUUACUUUCACUCCAAGGUCAACGCUCAGUAUCUCAACAUUGCUCGCCUCUUGGCCAUCGUCAGCAAGGGCAAGAAGUGGACAAACGUUCCGUUUUCUGCGCUGAUUGAAGGCAUCACGAAGUUACAGCCCCGGUACUAUUCCAUCUCGUCCUCCUCUCUGGAGCAGCCCAAGAUGGUGUCCAUCACAGCGGUGGUCGAGGCGCAGCAUCUUCCAGGCCGUGGAGAUCCUUUCAGGGGCGUGUCGACGAACUAUCUCCUGGCGCUCAAGGAAAAGCAGAACGGCGACCCCAAUCCGACUCCUUUUGGUCUUAGCUACGAGAUCACAGGGCCCCGGAACAAGUACGACGGCAUCCACCUCCCAGUCCAUAUUCGCCAUUCCAACUUCAAGCUGCCUUCAGAUCCCACAAAACCCAUCAUCAUGGUCGGUCCCGGCACCGGUGUCGCUCCGUUCAGAGGUUUUGUUCGCGAAAGAAAGAGGAUGGCCGAGAACGGCCAGGCAGUUGGCAAGACCAUUCUCUUCUUUGGCUGCCGGAAAUCAACCGAGGACUUCUUGUAUGAGAAGGAUUGGGAGGAGGCCAAGCAGGUGCUCGGCGACAAGUUCGAGAUCGUCCUCGCCUUCUCUCGUGAAGGACCCAAGAAGGUCUAUGUGCAGCACCGGUUGAAAGAACGCGCCAAGGAGGUCAACGAGCUGUUGGAGCAGAAAGCUUACUUUUAUGUGUGCGGUGACGCCUCCAACAUGGCUCGCGAGGUCAACGCCGUCUUGGCACAGAUCCUCUCUGGGGAGCGUGGUAUUUCGGAAGGCAGGGCUGAGGAUAUUGUAAAGCAAAUGAGGGCAUCCAACCAGUACCAGGAGGAUGUCUGGUCAUAA